Strongylocentrotus purpuratus (purple sea urchin) is the source of this 612-nucleotide messenger RNA. RefSeq lists its product as uncharacterized. Bases 1 to 612 code for a protein of 203 amino acids. Lineage: Eukaryota; Metazoa; Echinodermata; Echinoidea; Camarodonta; Strongylocentrotidae. The transcript has 3 exons. The record is from RefSeq and is a predicted model, not a curated record.
AUGGCCAAUGUUGAUUUCGACGACCUCUUGAAGGAGAUAGCCAAGGCCCUACACAAAGAUUCAGACAUCGAUGAUCUCGGAAAAGCCUUGGGAUUUGGGCAAGGAGAAAUUGGUCGCAAGAUUGCACAAAACGACAAGCAAGGAGGGAAUUACAUGGGAACAUUGGAUUUGCUCAGGAUGUGGCGAAAGGGACAAACACGUUCGACUGAAAAGGCAGCAUUGAGGUCUGCACUAUUAGAAGCUGGAUUUGAUAACCUGGCAGACCAAUAUCUAAGCACUCCCGUACCCGGUGACGAUGAACCGAUGCCAAGUGAAAUAAUGAAGCUAAGAGAACAACUGAAAAGAAGAUAUCGCAAGAAAUUUGGUCAGAUCAAAACAUCACCUGUGGACUCUCAGUCACGGACAUGGCUUCAGCACAUCUAUGUCAGUCUCGUCCUGAUGUUGGGAUUUGAAGGGGAAAAGGAGGAGCCAAUAGACUAUGACGGAUUGUUUAAAUUCAUAAAAACUGACACAUCGAAAGGUUUUGUAACACGAUUAGCUUUCAUUGGAGAAGCUGGUGUAGGGAAAUCGACGCUGUUUGCCAAGAUAGCUCUUGAUUGGGCUGAGGAUUAA